AUGAAGGUCGAAAUUGACUCCUUUUCUGGUGCUAAGAUCUACCCAGGUAGAGGUACUCUGUUUGUCAGAGGUGACUCCAAGAUUUUCAGGUUCCACUCCUCUAAGUCUGCUUCUUUGUUCCAUCAAAGAAAGAACCCAAGAAGAAUCUCAUGGACUGUGUUGUACAGAAGACACCACAAGAAGGGUAUCACUGAAGAAGUUGCCAAGAAGAGAUCCAGAAAGACUGUCAAGGCCCAAAGAGCUAUUGUCGGUGCUUCUUUGGAGUUGAUCAAGGAGAGAAGAUCUGUGAAGCCAGAAAUUAGAAAGGCUAAGAGAGACGAAAAGGCUAAGGCUGACAAGGAGAAGAAGAAGGCUGAAAAGGCUGCCAGGAAGACUGAAAAGGCAAAGUUGGCCCAAGGUUCAAAGGUCUCUAAGCAACAGGCUAAGGGUGCCUUCCAAAAGGUUGCUGCCACUUCUCGUUAA
Messenger RNA from Eremothecium cymbalariae DBVPG#7215, 462 nucleotides. RefSeq names its product 60S ribosomal protein eL24 (gene RPL24B). The transcript has a single exon. Gene Ontology annotation, biological process: cytoplasmic translation. Gene Ontology annotation, cellular component: cytosolic large ribosomal subunit. The coding region runs from base 1 to 462 and encodes 153 amino acids. NCBI's taxonomy places the organism in Eukaryota, Fungi, Ascomycota, Saccharomycetes, Saccharomycetales, Saccharomycetaceae. The record is from RefSeq and is a predicted model, not a curated record. Gene Ontology annotation, molecular function: mRNA binding; structural constituent of ribosome.